Messenger RNA from Cannabis sativa, 1162 nucleotides. RefSeq names its product leucine-rich repeat protein 2. The transcript is spliced from 7 exons. Gene Ontology annotation, molecular function: protein binding. Bases 268 to 906 code for a protein of 212 amino acids. The record is from RefSeq and is a predicted model, not a curated record. NCBI's taxonomy places the organism in Eukaryota, Viridiplantae, Streptophyta, Magnoliopsida, Rosales, Cannabaceae.
UGGGUCUCCUUUCUUCCCCACUACACCACUCCAUUUUUCUCUCAUUGGUCGGUUUAUUUAAGUAGUUUUGAAAGCACUACUACAGUCUUUUUGCCAUUAACAAAUACCAUAGUGUUUGACUUUGACUGCUGACUUUUCCCACCUUCUCCAAACCCAAAACUCACUUCUCUUCUUAAUUUUCUAAGCAUUUAAUAUUUAGUAUCACCUUCUCUUCCUCAUCUUCUUAUUCUUCUUUCUCUCUCUUUUCCCAUUUUUUUUGGUGUUGUAAUGGCGUUUCUUUCCCUUUCUCUCUUUCUCUCCUUUGCCUUUCUUCUACUCUCUCCUGCCAUCUCCACAAAUUCUGAAGGAAGUGCUUUGCAUGCUAUGAGAAACAGACUAUCUGACCCCACCAAUGUUCUGCAAAGCUGGGACCCAACUCUGGUCAAUCCUUGCACCUGGUUCCAUGUUUCCUGUGAUAACAAUAACCAUGUGAUCCGUUUGGAUUUGGGAAAUUCUAACAUUUCUGGGACUUUGGGGUCUGAGCUUGGUGAACUCAAACAUCUUCAGUACUUGGAGCUUUACAUGAAUGACAUAAGUGGAAAAAUUCCAGAGGAGUUGGGCAAUUUGAAAAAUCUAGUCAGCAUGGAUCUUUAUAACAACAAAUUUGAAGGAAAAAUUCCCAAGUCUUUUUCCAAAUUGAACUCACUCAAGUUUCUACGAGUAAACAACAACAAACUGUCUGGAACAAUCCCUAGGGAGCUCACUAAACUCUCUAAUCUGAAAGUCUUUGAUGUCUCCAACAAUGAUCUGUGUGGAACAAUACCUGUUGAUGGCCCUUUCACUACAUUUCCCAUGGAAAGUUUCGAAAACACCAGGCUGAGUGGACCGGAGCUCAAAGGAUUGGCGCCCUAUGACUUUGGAUGCUGAAGAAAGGUAUAGGAAUAGGAGAUAGGAAGUUAAGUAACCAUAUUAUAUGAUGAUAAAAUAGGUAUGUCCUUAUAAAUCUACUAGUGGCAAAAGUCAAGCCAGUAAAUAAGGCGACUCGACUCUGGAUUUUGCAUGGGAACUUCUUGUUAAAUUAUUGCCCCUUUUUCAAUUAUAAUGUUGUUGAUUUAGUAUAAAUCAAACUAAUAUAUAUUCAUAGGAUAUCCCAAAAAUAUUAUAUUUGGUUCUCUUUUGAGCU